This is a messenger RNA of Andrographis paniculata, 1109 nucleotides long. RefSeq lists its product as uncharacterized. Gene Ontology annotation, molecular function: polysaccharide binding. Lineage: Eukaryota; Viridiplantae; Streptophyta; Magnoliopsida; Lamiales; Acanthaceae. The transcript is spliced from 3 exons. The record is from RefSeq and is a predicted model, not a curated record. Bases 122 to 985 code for a protein of 287 amino acids.
UCACCAAAAUGCCUUAUUAUUAAUUAACCAAUUACUUUAAAAAAUAAUAAUAAUUAAACCAAAACCCUAAUAGUAAUAAUUUAUAUCAUGAUCGUUACGAACGUCCAAAAAUAACACUCCCAUGGCUUCUCCAAUUCUCAUAGUCUUCGUCGUCGGCCUCACAUGGCCAUGGCAGCUCAAGCUCCUGCCCCAAUCGGAAGCCAAACCAGUCAGGCAAUGCCGGACCUCCUGCGGCGAGAUCCCAAUCAAGUACCCUUUCGGAAUCGACGACGGCUGCGGCAGCCCUUAUUACCGGCGCAUCCUUGUCUGCACCGAUUCCAUGGAGCUCCAGCUCAGAACGCCGUCGGGAAGGUACCCGAUCAAGAACAUCAGCUACUCCGACCCCCACCUACUCGUCGCUGAUCCAUUCCAGUGGACCUGCCGCGACGGCGACAGAUUCCGGCCGGCGAGGCCGUUCAGCCUCGACACCAGCACCCACUUCCGGCUGUCCCCCCACAACGACUACCUCUUCUUCAACUGCAGCCCGUCGGAGGUCAUCAUGGAGCCCAAGCCCAUGUUCUGCGAGCGCUUCCCCGACCAGUGCGACUCCGCCUGCGACACCUCCAGCUACCUCUGCCGCCGCUUGCCGGGAUGCUCGUCGCCGCCGCGGCUCUCCUGCUGCUCCUACUACCCCAAGGGCGGCGAGUCGCUGAGAAUGAUGCUCCGCCACUGCGCCACCUACGCCACCGUCUACUGGAGGGAUUUGGGCGUCACGCCGGCGUAUAAUCAGAUUCCCGAGUACGGAAUUCGGGUCGACUUCGACGUCCCCGUCACGACGCGCUGCCUCCGCUGUCAGGACGCCGCCGGCGCCGGCGCCGGCACCUGCGGGUUCGACGCCGAGACGUUGGAUUUCUCGUGCUUGUGUCGGAAUGGAAAUUCAACUACUUACUGCAAAGUGCAGAUCACAAUGGUCAUAGCCGGCCGGCGGUGGUGGCCGGGACUGUAACAGUAGUUUCAGUGGCGGGAGUAUUUACAGGGGCAGCAGUUUGGUACCUGAGGAAGAUGAGAACGAAGGCCCCAGUCACACAUGGAGUCCAAACCAAUGAAAAUCGUCUCUUUUAAUGAAUCUU